CUUCUCCUCCUCCUGCAUUUUGGACCUUUCGGGAACUUGAGAACUAAUAAUUGCUAUACCUUCAUUCUAUAUCGGUUGCAAUGCUGGGUCCUGAUCUAUGCCUAUCGCCGGUGCUGGCGCCGUCAUUUGCUCGCUUUGGCAUCCUCGUGAUCAGAGGGUUUGCGAAAGAUCAAAGUUGAGUAGAAGUAUAUUAGCCGUAGGAUUUCUUUUAUUUACAUCCGACGGCUAAGAUUAAAAAUAAUUGGCAAUAAACCCUAAAAAGAUGAUGUCCGUCAGCCUAAUGGUCCUAUUAGGGUUUUGGGCUUGAAAGCGUCCAAGCCCAUUUUUUUGGCUUAAAACGAACGGUCGCAUAAGUGGCUUUUAAAAUCUUAGAGCCGCUAACCGACUCUGCCAAUUGCCAAACAUGGCCUAAGUGCCUAACCUCUCUCUUCCCCCGCCAACGGCACUCCUCUUUCCAACAAUAAAACCUCCAGUGCUUCCCCGUAUCAGAAGAAGAUCGCUCUAUCUGUCAGAGUCGCCUUCUCUCUGGACUCCUUCCCCCAUUCUCUGUUUCUCUUCCUCCGCCAGGCUUCCCGUACUCUGUCACUCGACUAGCGUUAGCGUCCCCGUCUAUGACGCUGAAUUCGCCUCCCGAGUCGGCCAGGAUCGUCUGUUGAAGGUUCCCGUCUCGAACAUCAGAAAUUUCUGCACAUUGAUCAUGGAAAAUCAACUUUGGCCGAUAAAAUUGCUUCAGAUGACGGGAUCCCGUCUCGAACAUCAGAAAUUUCUCCACAUUGAUCAUGGAAAAUCAACUUUGGCCGAUAAAAUUGCUUCAGAUGACGGGUACUGUCCAGACCAGAGAGAUGAAGGAGCAGUUUCUUGAUAACAUGGAUCGGGAGAGAGAAAGAGGCAUCACUAUCAAACUACAGGCUGCUCGAAUGUGCCAUAUGUUUCGUAAUGAUCCUUAUUGCCUGAAUUUAAUCGAUACUCCUGGUCAUGUGGACUUCUUCUAUCAGGUUUCCCGUUCUGUUGCGGCUUGUGAAGGUGCUCUUCUUGUUGUAGAUGCUUCUCAGGGAGUGGAAGCACAGGCAUUGGCUAAUGUUUAUUUGGCUUUGGAGAACAACCUAGAGAUCAUCCCUGUAAGGCUGUUUUAAACAAAAUAGAUCUUCCCGGAGCUGAACCAGAUCGCGUUGCACCUGAGAUUGAAGAGUUUGGUGGACAAAAAGAAGGGCUUAUAGUUUAUAAUGGGUGCUUGUAGUUUGUAUUCCAUUUACCGAAUAGUUUCACGAAAGAAAAACAUAGGGAAAGUGUCUUAUAAUGACAAUAUCUUCUUUCCAUCUAGUGUUUUUGCUUUGGGCAGGGUUCUCCACGGUUGGAAUAGACGGGUAACUUCCUAUUCAUGACCAUUGACCAAGAAGUACUGGAUUCUCUUUCAGAUAGGUCCUAAAAGGCGAAGGAGGGCUAGAAUGCCAACAGGCGUCUUUUCAGACAGAAAUGUGAAAGUUGACACGUGUAUUUACAUAGGUUGUUGGUUUAGAUUGCAGCAAUGCAUUACUCUUCUCUGCAAAGUGUGUAUGUGUGCUAUGAUUCGGGGAGGAGGAGGAUCUCCUUGUGUUUAUAUACAUGUGAGGAGAUGCUGAAACAUUGGGGCUCUUUGCAGGCAUGCAUUGGUUCAAAGGUGAUUGCUAGUGAACCUUUGUGUCUGCCGUAAGGAAGGAUAUUUUGUUUAAGUACUAUGGUAUGACAGUAAUUCCUUUUUUUCCUGCUAUUUUCAGCAUAUAUUUGGACAUAUUUGCCAUUUUGAAGAAGUGUAAUUAUGAAAACUAGUUCACGCAAGAGUUCAUCCUCACAGCAUGCAUAAUUCAGUAAAAUUUGUACUCCUAGCAUGUAUGCUUAUUGGGUGUAUUAACUAUUCCUAAUGUUUUUGUACAUUCACCUCAUAAUUGCUUCCUUCAUUUCAUGGCUGACUAUCUUCCUCCACAAACUACUAUCACACCCAAACCUCUGAUAGCAUAAGUGCCCCUGGAUGUACCUUAUUGUAUAACAUAACUGUUGCUCUAAGGAGCUCUUGUGAUGGUCUGCUCCUUAUCUCUUGCACAAGAUGCAAGAUUCGAUUUUCCUCUCCUUCCAAAAAUUAACAACAUAACACAUGACCUGUUGAGGAAAAAAAGCAUGAUGAUUGCUCUUUUUUCUCUGUAUUCUUGUAGGUGGGGACAUCACAAGGAAGAAGAAACUGCUUGCAAAAAACAGAUAAUCCUAUUUUAACUGCUAGAGAAAUAAUAAUAAGACCGUUAAGAACUUGCUGUGGUGCUCGUUCUUUAAUUUACUUUAAUCUAUUUUCUUCUCUCUUUUUUAACUGUAUGGUUCCAGAUUAGGGAUAAGCUGAUUGCAGUCUCAGAUUUUAACGCAUGUUGGAAACCAUUUUGUGUCCUCUUAGAUGAUGUUAAAGUUUGGUUUCCUCUUUCUUGAUGGGAAUUUUUGAAAUUUUUUGGGGACCCUAAAUUGUUUCCGCCUAAUGUUCAUUUGAUUGCUAAAUAAUUAAACGUCAGUAGGAGGUGGUCACCUAGUCUUUUAUCAUUUAGGUUGCAUUGUAGACUGUUUUCUACCAUCUGAA
Tripterygium wilfordii is the source of this 2593-nucleotide messenger RNA. Its product is annotated as translation factor GUF1 homolog, chloroplastic-like. Gene Ontology annotation, biological process: positive regulation of translation. The record is from RefSeq and is a predicted model, not a curated record. The transcript is spliced from 9 exons. The coding region runs from base 780 to 1133 and encodes 117 amino acids. Gene Ontology annotation, molecular function: ribosome binding; GTP binding; GTPase activity. NCBI's taxonomy places the organism in Eukaryota, Viridiplantae, Streptophyta, Magnoliopsida, Celastrales, Celastraceae.